This is a messenger RNA of Haliotis rufescens (red abalone), 2758 nucleotides long. Its product is annotated as receptor expression-enhancing protein 5-like. Bases 49 to 669 code for a protein of 206 amino acids. NCBI's taxonomy places the organism in Eukaryota, Metazoa, Mollusca, Gastropoda, Lepetellida, Haliotidae. The record is from RefSeq and is a predicted model, not a curated record. The transcript is spliced from 6 exons.
ACCUCACCCUGACAGUUUAGCGGAAGUGCGGACUUCACUGAAACCGAAAUGGCGGCUGUUAAGCAGAACGUUGAGACGUGGAAAGCCAGACUCGACAAGAUUCUCCACGAGAAGAAUGGCUUCACGGACCUUUUGGAGAAGAUUGAAACGAAGACGGGCGUCCGGCGACUUUACGUCGCUCUAGGCGUCGUUGCCUUGGUUGCCCUGUAUCUGAUGGUGGGAUACGGGGCCCAGUUCCUGUGCAACUUCAUUGGAUUUCUCUACCCAGCUUACGCCUCGAUCAAGGCAAUCGAGAGUCGUGAGAAGGACGAUGACACCAAGUGGCUGACCUACUGGGUGGUGUACAGUGUCUUCAGUCUCGUGGAGUUUUUCGCUGACAUCUUCCUCUUCUGGAUCCCGUUCUACUGGCUGCUGAAGUGCAUCUUCUUGGUCUGGUGCUUCAUCCCGACUCAGAGCAAUGGCUCCACCAUGCUGUACUACAAGUUCAUCCGACCAUUCAUCCUGCGCCACCAGGACAGGAUAGAUACAGCUCUUGCCGAAGCCAAGGACACACUCAACGAAGUGUUUGGACUUGCCAAAGAGUCUGCUAAGAAAGCAAAGGACGUGGCUGAAGAUGCGUUGCAGGAUGAAGCUGUCCGCCGUGUGGUGGACUCAGCAAAGCUGGAUUAAGUAUCCACCAUGACUAACACACCCAACUCCGUGUCGGGAAAGUCCUGCUGCUGCCGCCGUCGCUGCCGCUGCCGCCAUGUUAGUUGUACCCACAGUUCCGGACCAACAUGUCUUUGUUUGCUCAACACUCAGUUCUGGUUUCCUUAUUGGGCAGAACCUGCUGUAUUGAUAUGUAAAGUAUUUGUACAAAAUUGCUCUUUGUAUUUGACUGUUUUUGAAAUUGCAAAUUUGGAAGUGAAAAUGAAGUGGUGUAGAUAUAUGAAUAUUUCCCUAAUCAUGUUAAUUAAAUAAUAUGUUCAAGCUGAUGUUUUUGAAAAUGUUCUGGUAAAUUUGAAGAAAGUGGUAGAGUUAGCGGUGAAUAAGAGUUAGACAUUGAGGAUGUUGAAUAGCUGGUAGGGAUGUUGGUUGUGCUAGCCGCAGCACUGGUUGGUUGAGGAUUUCGUAGGGUUGGCAGUGUAGUAACCUUAUUUUCAGUUUCAGUGGUACAAUGCCUUCAUGUUGAUGUUGGUAUUAUUUCGUUGCAAGAAAGUCAAUUCUAUACAUUUCAUAUUUUCAAGACAUUUUUAUGUUUUUGUGAGGUUGUUACGUAACAUUGGUAAAAUUAUACUUCAAAUAAAUUCCUCCAAGUUGAUUUUGCAAACCCAUUGCUUGUCGACUCUAAUUCAGUAUUUUCUGGGUUUUAUUGGCAGUUCUUGUGAAGGUAUAUUUCUAUUUAUUUUUUGUUGAACCAGAUUUAUUAUUUUGGAACAUUUACCAGUCAUAUCUUAUCCAUAUUUAAGAUUGCAUGCAUAAUUUGAACAUUAUGACAAAUAAUGAAGCUGCUUUGUUUAAAACCUUCCUGCAUUGUAAUUUUUAUCAACAUUUGAAGUUACAUUGAUAUGCAUGACAUUUGUAGUCAUUUGUAGUAGCUGUAGUCGAAUAUUUGUCAGGGAUGUUUGUGCAAUUGCUGUCUACUCGCUGCAAUGUUAGGUAACCGUGGUAACAGCACAAUUGUGUGUGUAGUGUGAUAAUUUGCAUAUCCUGAUUAACAUUUUAGAAUGAAUUUGCCAUGAUGUGGAAUAUCAACAGGAUUUCUGGUAGAAGUGAUGUGUAAUUGUUCAUAUCUUCGAUUAAGUGAUAUUGUCAGUAAGAGAUAAUGAUAUUCAUACAGAAGUUUUAUUGAGUGUUUCAAUUAAGAAACAGAUAUUAGCUAUUGUACUCUUGGAAAAUGAUUAAGUUGAAAACGAUUUUGGGGAAAUGAUUAUGAGAUGUAGUCAAAGGAUCCGAACUUUACAAGAUACUACUCUCUGUAAGACAUAGAAGAGCAGGGUUAGAAGUAACUGUUUUCUCUUGUGCGCAACAGAUUGCAAUCUACCUAUUAAUAGUCCUCAAGGAAGUGUCACUCGUCCUUUCUGAAUGGAACUGUCUCGGACAAGCGGAAUUGUUAAUUUCAAACCCUGAAUAGUACAAGUGUAUUGUAAUGUGAGAAAGCUUUCCCCAAUGUCAUUGUUUGCAUUGGUAAUGUUUUAGUAGGGCAGUGUUGAUUAUGGACUGUUAUUUAUUGUGCAUGUUGGAUUUGUAUAACCAUUCAUUGUGUACAUGAUGCUUUCCCUCCAUUGCUGGGAUCAACUCCUUGUUAUCGGCGUUGUUUAUACUCCUGCACAGUCUAUUCUUAUACUGUUAUGUAGGUAGAACGUGUACCGGAAUAACUCGUACUAACGUGUAGGGACUUCUGUCAUUAUGUUGAUUCGUAAAAGAAAAUUCUACUUCAAAAGAAUUAUUGUUAAAAUUUCUUAUAGGAUACAAUACAUUUAUUGUAAAUUAAAAUAAUUGCUAGAGUAAUUGCAUCCUAACAUUUGAACAAGCUGAAUCAUAAUCAUUAUACUGUAUUUAUAUAUUUUCACGAUUUACUUUCUUAAGUUGUACAAUUUCUGUCCUGUGUGCCGCCUCCUCCAUGGCCGAGUGGCGCCCUCUGCUGCCUCGGGUCGGUGUUGCAUAGAAAGUCUGUAAAUACUAACAUCGUCAUUGGUCUGUAUGGAUGUUUUUUCAUCAUGUUUUGGAAAAAAGGGCUGUAAUAGAAUUUUGAUCUUCCGAAUAAAUUUUGAUCUGA